GCUAGCAGCCCUGCGCACCACACCCUUUGUGCUCAAACCUCGGGAGCCCCCUCCUGGCUCUGCCCAGCCGCCUCCUGGUAGCCUGGAAGCCUCCAGGUCUCGGGUCUGGCUUAGGGACACACCCCGGGGGAGGAGCCACCUUCUCCCGGCCUGCCAGCUCGGGCCAUGCAGCCAGCUCUAGUUUCUGCUCCGCCUCACGGGGACGACAUGGCACACGAGCGUCCCUCCUGCGCCCUGGAACCCGAGCACGUCCAGCGGCUGCUGCUGUCCUCUCGCGAGGCCAAGAAGUCAGCCUACUGUCCCUACAGCCACUUCCCCGUGGGGGCCGCCCUGCUCACCGGCGACGGGAGGAUCUUCUCGGGGUGCAAUGUAGAGAAUGCCUGCUACCCACUGGGUGUGUGUGCUGAACGGACUGCCAUCCAGAAGGCCAUCUCUGAAGGGCACAAGGAUUUCAAGGCCAUUGCUAUCUCCAGUGACCUGCAAGAUAAGUUCAUCUCACCAUGUGGUGCCUGCAGGCAAGUCAUGCGGGAGUUUGGCAGCGACUGGGCCGUGUACAUGACCAAGCCAGAUGGCACGUAUGUCGUCAGGACUCUCCAGGAGCUGCUGCCGGCCUCCUUUGGGCCUGAGGACCUGCAGGAGAUCCACUGAAGGGCGGGGAACACCCACUGCCCAGCUUCUCACAGGUGCUGAAGGGGACAGCUCCCUGGAAACGUCACGAUGUUCUCCUGGACACCUGCCAGAUGGCCCCAACCCUCCAGGGGCUGGCCUGGACUGACUUUUCCAGAUUACACUCUAGCACCAUGGUCUGGGUUUCACCCACCUAGGCCUGAGCCCUCCUCGCAGCCCUGUCCUCCCUGGGACCCAGAGCACUCUGAACCUGCUUUCCUUCCUGCAGGCCAGGCCUGCUUCCCCGCCUGGCUCCCUGAGGUCCUAUCCUAUUCCAGGUGAUUUUUCUGCUUAUAAAUGUCACAGAACAUCCCAAUUUGGAAGACCGCAGUUUGCUCUUUUUCUGUUGUAGUUUGCAGCAUUUAGGAAGGACAGGCUGAUCUGUCUUUUUAGAAGGACCUGGACACUGUCUUCUGGAAGAAAAGCCAGCAUUGGAACCACAUGUCUGUCUGGGUGGAGUCUGAGUCCAUAGGCUUCUCACCUGUGUUCUCAGAUGAAGGCCCCUAGGGUGGGCCUGACUGCUGGUGCCCAUUUGCUAGAGUUUGGAUCUGGAAUGUUUCUUCAAGGCCCAUGUGUUAAAAGGUUUGGUCCCCAGCCUGUGGCACAAAUUAGGAGGUGGUGGAACCUUAGGCCCUAGGAGGUAGGGCCUAGUGGGAGGAAGUUAGGUCAUUGGGGGCCUUGAGGAAGGUAGUCAGACCCAGUCCUCUUUGUUGUCCCACUUCCCAGUCAUGAGGUGAGCAGGUUUGCUUGCUCCUGCCAUGGUCAGAGGCCUAAAGGUAAUGGUCUGGAACCUCUAAAACUGGGGGCCAAAAUAAAUAUAUAUAUAUAUAUUUUUUUGCCAGUACUGGGAUUUCAACUCAGGGCCUUAUGCUUGCUGGGCAAGCACCUCUACCCCAUGAGACACACCAGACCUUUUUUUUUCCAGUAUUGGGGUUUAAACUCAGAGCCUUGCUAGGCAUGUGUUCUAUCAUUUAGCCACGCUCCCAGACCUUUAUGCUUUAGUGAUUUUUCAAAUAGGGUCUCACUUUUAUGCCUGGGCUGGCCUGGAUAACCAUCCUCCUAUUUACACUUCCCGUGGAGCUGUAACAG
Messenger RNA from Castor canadensis (American beaver), 1755 nucleotides. RefSeq names its product cytidine deaminase (gene Cda). The record is from RefSeq and is a predicted model, not a curated record. Lineage: Eukaryota; Metazoa; Chordata; Mammalia; Rodentia; Castoridae. Gene Ontology annotation, cellular component: cytosol. Gene Ontology annotation, molecular function: cytidine deaminase activity; zinc ion binding.